Cladocopium goreaui is the source of this 1984-nucleotide messenger RNA. NCBI's taxonomy places the organism in Eukaryota, Dinophyceae, Suessiales, Symbiodiniaceae. The record is from the annotation of a GenBank genome assembly.
GUCCGCAGCAAUGGUCCUUUUGACAAGCGAUGACCAUCGCUGGAAGCUGUUGGGCUUGGGCUCUGCGAGUCUACUGACGCUGUUGUACCUCCGAGAGCUGGCAAAGCAGCCAUGGGCUCCUGCAGCGGCUGAAUGGAAGAUUCUGCAGACCUUGUGGUGCGAAGGACUUCUGAAAGUCUUCUUUCCCACGCCUGAGGAUGGCACUUCGGAGCUGAGCCUCAUUCAACGCUUGCGGAGGGUGCAGGAGCUAAGAUCCAUGCUGGGACUGGAACGUUUCCAUCAGAUCGACGUGGCAAGACGGAGCGUUCUGGGCACUGGAUGGGGCAAGACCACAGGAACUCAUCACAUGCAGCAUCUGCCGACCUUGGUCUUCCGUGGCGAUGAUCAGCAGCUGGCGACGGAUGCCUUGAGACGUAGCCAGAGGCUCUUGGCGAAUCCCUCGGAAGCGCUGAAGUUGCAAGAAGAGUGGGAAAGGACGCCGAUCAUCAAAGAUUUGGUCUUGGUGGGUGGUGGCCACUCGCACGUCCAUGUGCUGCGGAUGUUGGGCAUGGAGCCCAUGCCUGGGGUUCGGGUGACCCUGGUCACCCGGGAUGUGGAGACGCCUUACAGUGGCAUGCUCCCUGGACACAUUGCUGGGAUGUAUACCCGCCGUGAGUGCCACUUAGAUCUCAAUAUCUUGGCGCGUUUCGCACGCGUGCGCCUCAUCCACGCAACUGUGGAAGCCAUCGACGUGGAGCAGAAACAGGUCCUUCUUUCCGGGGACCGGCCGCCCAUCCGCUACGAUGUGCUGUCCAUCAACAUCGGCUCGGCGCCCAAAGUGCAGGGCGAUGCCCAAAGCGCAAGUGGCAACGUGACGCCGGUGAAACCCAUCGAUGGCUUUGGCGCGCGAUGGGAUGCGCUGUUGGAACGUUUGCCUGAGUGGAAAGGCGAACGUCGGGUCCUGGUGGUGGGUGGUGGCGCAGGAGGAUUUGAACUGGCGAUGACCAUGCAUGCACGGCUCACCAAGGAGCUGCAAAAGCUCGGUGGUGCAACUGUGAAGGUUGGUCUGGUGACCCGCAGCGCUUUGCUGCCGCAGCACACCUUGGGCGCUCGGGCGUUGGCGGCCAAAGCCAUGCGAGACAAAGGUAUUGAGCUCUACAGUGGCUAUGAGGUCUCUCACGCCGAUGCAGGACAGUUGCACUGCACGGACGGUCGCACCUUGAGCUAUGACGAAUGUAUUUGGUGCACUGAAGGCUCACCACAAAGUUGGGUGAGCAGCAGCGGUUUGCGCACCGACGAGCAUGGCUUCCUACUGGUGGAUCAACACAUGCGUUGCCACAAGCUGACGCAUGAUGCUCCCAUCUUCGCUGGGGGUGAUAUCGCAUCAAUCGAUGGGCAUCCCAGACCCAAGGCUGGAGUCUUUGCUGUGAUGGCCGGGAUGACCCUGUGGCUGAACCUGCGGGCCACAUUGCGCGGGGAAAAGCUGGUGACCUAUUGGCCUCAGGUGUCGUUCCUGGGUCUGUUGAACCUGGGCGAUGGCAGUUGCAUCGCCUCCAAAGGAAGCCUGGCGAUGCAUGGCCAGUGGCUCUGGGAGCUGAAGGACUGGAUCGAUCGACGCUGGAUGUGGAACUACUCCGAAGGUCUUCCCGAGAUGCCCACGGUCGCCGGCAGCGCUGCCGCGCCCGGCAGUGCGGUGGCGCUGGCCGCGGGGCAGCGCGCCACAGCGCUGCUGCGGCAGAGGGCCAUGCGCUGCGGCGGCUGCGGGGCCAAGGUGGGUGCCAGCACGUUGGCGCAGGCGAUGCGUCGGGUGGAGUCCUUCAUUCCCAGGCAGCCUUUGAACAAGAAGGCGGAGGUGAUGCUCGGCGCUGGGGACGAUGCCGCGGUGGUGGACUUUCUGGAUGCUGGGCGCCGUUUCUCCACCGUGCAGACCAUUGAUGCCUGGCCGGUGCUGGCGGGUGGGGGUCGGCGGCCUCGGAUGGUGGUCAUCUAUGAACUAAUUAACUAA